AUGAUGAACUCCGCCGCAAAUAUGCGUGCUCUACGCGUACGGCCAUCGAUACCGCGCUGCCGCCCCUCACAUCGCCCGUUCCAGCACCCCAGAAGACAAGCCACGACGGCCACGGAAACCGCGACCAACGUUGGAUCGGCUGGUACCCGUACCAAGAACCUCGUAUACGGCACGCUCCUGACGCUCGGUGGUACUUUUGGCUACCUCUACGUCACCGAUACGCGCGCAAGUAUCCACGAAUGGCUUGUUGUGCCUGCGCUACGACAAAUAUACCCAGAUGGCGAGGAGGCGCAUCAUGCUGGAACACAUAUGCUCAAGGUGCUGCAUAGCUUUGGCCUGAAUCCUAGGGAACGCGGCGUGGCUGACUCCCAGGGUGAUCUGGCUGUCGAAGUCUUUGGACACACGCUGAACAACCCGAUUGGAACAUCUGCCGGCAUUGACAAGGGCGCCGAAAUACCGACACCGCUGUUCGAGCUCGGAGCAGGAGUGGUAGAGGUGGGAGCUGUCACGCUGCUGCCACAGGAGGGCAACCCCAAGCCCCGUGUCUUCAGGAUACCCAGCCAGAACGCCCUCAUCAACCGCUACGGCUUCAACUCGGAAGGCGCCGAGCUGGUCGCCUCACGGCUACGACAACGCGUCAGGGAAUUCGCAUACCACGCUGGCCUUGGACUAGGUGAAGACGCCGAACGCCAGGUCCUCGACGGUGAAGCUGGCGUUCCACCGGGCUCGCUGCUCAAGGGGCGUCUAAUGGCUGUGCAAGUUGCGAAGAACAAGACGACCUCCGAGAACGACAUCGAUGCUGUAGUACGCGACUAUGCCACCGCCGUGGGCCAUGUUGGCAAGUACGCCGACAUUCUAGUAGUCAACGUCUCCUCGCCCAACACACCUGGUCUUCGCACUCUCCAAAACGUCGAGCCCUUGACGCGGUUGCUCUCCGGAGUAGUAGGCGCCGUCAAGAAGAUCGACCGCAAGACAAAGCCUGUUGUUAUGGUCAAAGUCAGCCCCGAUGAGGACUCGGAAGAGCAGGUGUCAGGCAUCUGUGAGGCAGUCUGGGACUCCGGUGUGGAUGGUGUCAUCGUUGGCAACACCACGAAGAAGCGACCAGACCCACUGCCGAAGGGCUACCUACUUCCCCAAUCAGAAGCAAAGUUGCUUCUCGAACAGGGAGGCUACUCAGGUCCCCAGACUUUCGAGCGCACACUUUCGCUUGUCAGCAGGUACAGGAAAGCGCUCGACGAAGGCCCAAAGCACAUUGCACCACCGUCAGAAGCACACACCGACGAGCCAACCGCUGGCCAGAGCACAGACGACAAGCCCUCUACCGGGUCUUCCAAAACCAAGCCAACGCUCGAUCUCGACCAACCGUCUCCAACACAACUUUCUUCCAACGUCGACGAUCUUUCCGAAUCAGCACCUACAAUGACCCUUCACUCUACACCCAGGACUGCGCCAGCACCAAACGCACCACGCAAGAUUAUAUUCGCAACGGGCGGCAUCACAAAUGGUCGGCAGGCGAGAGAGAUCCUCGAUGCGGGAGCGAGUGUGGCACAGGUAUACACUGCUAUGAUCUAUGGCGGUGCAGGCAUAAUCAGCAAGAUCAAGCAGGAGAUGAGGGAUGAUGCAAAGGAGCAGAAGACGAUCACCAAGCGGUAG
This is a messenger RNA of Alternaria incomplexa, 1653 nucleotides long. RefSeq lists its product as uncharacterized. Lineage: Eukaryota; Fungi; Ascomycota; Dothideomycetes; Pleosporales; Pleosporaceae. Gene Ontology annotation, molecular function: dihydroorotate dehydrogenase activity. Bases 1 to 1653 code for a protein of 550 amino acids. Gene Ontology annotation, cellular component: mitochondrial inner membrane; cytoplasm. Gene Ontology annotation, biological process: pyrimidine ribonucleotide biosynthetic process; 'de novo' pyrimidine nucleobase biosynthetic process. The record is from RefSeq and is a predicted model, not a curated record. The transcript has a single exon.